Molecule: messenger RNA, 1174 nt
Organism: Lottia gigantea (owl limpet)
Lineage: Eukaryota; Metazoa; Mollusca; Gastropoda; Lottiidae
Exons: 12
Coding region: 100-1020 (306 amino acids)
Cellular component (GO): Cdc73/Paf1 complex
Molecular function (GO): protein binding
Source: RefSeq, a predicted model, not a curated record
CCGGGAUUGCAGGGGGCGCUUGAGUUUGUUGCCAAACAGAAACCAAAAGUAGAAAAAUAAUGAACACAGAGUAGAACUUAACUGAAAAUACCAAUUAAAAUGAAUCAUUCACUGAUUUUCAAACAAGAGCAAGCUCAUAAAGACAGUAUAUGGACGUGUGCCUGGGGUAGAAAUGAAAAAGAUGGAAUUGAAAAUAUUGUCUCUGGUUCAAUUGAUGACACAGUUAAAGUUUGGAAAUGGGCAGAUGAGAAGUUAGAUUUAAGAUUUGUAUUAGAAGGACAUCAACUAGGAGUUAUAUCAGUAGAUAUCAACCCCACUGGAACCUUGGCAGCAACAAGCAGUUUAGAUUCUCAUGUUAAAGUGUGGGAUUUAGAAACAGGAAAAUUAGCCAAAAGUAUUGAUGCUGGCCCAGUUGAUGCUUGGACAGUUGCAUUUUCACCUGACUCCAGAUUUUUAGCGUCUGGUAGUCAUACGGGUAAAGUGAAUUUAUUUGGUGUAGAUUCUGGUAGAAAAGAAACAUCUAUGGAUACUCGAGGAAAAUUUACCAUGAGUAUAGCUUAUAGUCCAAAUGGAAAAUAUAUUGCGUCUGGUGCCUUAGAUGGAAUUGUUAAUGUGUUUGAUAUGACCACAGGAAAAUUAAUACACACUUUAGAAGGUCAUGCUAUGGCUAUAAGAUCAAUCUGUUUUUCACCUGAUUCUCAAUUAUUAGUCACUGGUUCUGAUGAUGGUCAAAUUAAAAUAUAUGAUGUAGAACAUGCUAAUUUAGCUGGUACUGUAUCAGGACAUGGUUCCUGGGUGUUAAGUACAGCUUUUAGCCCUGACAAUACACAUUUUAUAUCAGGAUCCUCAGAUAAAACAGUGAAAAUAUGGAAUGCAGGAACCAGACAGUGUGUUCACACCUUUUACGAACAUACAGAUCAGGUAGUUUGGAGUGCGAAGUAUAAUGGAUCUGGAACCAGAGUAGUGUCUGUAUCAGAUGAUAGAGCUUUACAUGUAUAUAAUUGUCCUAUUGCUACUUAAUAAUAUCUCAUACCCACUUCAUCAUCUUGUAUAUACAUUUUAUCAUGAAAUCUGUCUAUAUUAUUUUUAGUAAAUUGAAUGCUUCCUCCAAAUUCCAUGUCACACAAUUUUUAUGAGUGUCAUUUUUCUCAUAUAAAGUGUCAGACAAACUUUU